Messenger RNA from Fusarium coffeatum, 7266 nucleotides. RefSeq lists its product as uncharacterized. The record is from RefSeq and is a predicted model, not a curated record. Lineage: Eukaryota; Fungi; Ascomycota; Sordariomycetes; Hypocreales; Nectriaceae. Gene Ontology annotation, biological process: transmembrane transport; intracellular signal transduction; positive regulation of autophagy. Gene Ontology annotation, molecular function: GTPase activator activity. The transcript is spliced from 6 exons. The coding region runs from base 1 to 7266 and encodes 2421 amino acids. Gene Ontology annotation, cellular component: membrane; GATOR1 complex.
AUGUCUACCUUCAAUCACUUCAACAUCAAGCGUCAAGCGCACGCCCUUAGCCGUACCAGUACCGAUCAAUCGUGGAACCCAUUUCGUCACGUCGCCUGGAACCGCCGAGCGCGCACUUUUUCUGAAGCCGGCCUGGAAGGACAACAACGUACUCGAGACGAGACUACCGGAGAAGAAUUGUCACACGCCGUCACUGACCCUGGUCGAAGCGGACCAGCCAGAGAGUGGUCAACAGCAGAGACGAUGAUGGACACGAGGAGAAGCAAGGAAGAAGGUUAUGACAGAGAAAAGAUGGCCGGAGGAGGCUCACCCAUUGAUGGAAGCGACGACAUUCCUACAUCACAGCGCUCACUCGUCGGCGAUGAAAAUCAAUUACGAAACCGAAGACGCGAAGAUGUCCCAGCCGCCGCAGACCAAAACGUUGAUUUGGAAAAGAGAAAACUCGACAGGCGACAAUCAUCAAAACUUUUCCGCAAUGUCCAGCCGAAGGAGCCUUUCACCGUCCGAAACCAAUUGGAGAGGACCUUUCUCAACUCAUACAUCAACAUCCUUCUUAUCGCCGCACCGGUCGGAAUCGCUCUCAAUUAUAUCCACAGCGUGAACCGAAUCGCCGUAUUCGUGGUCAACUUCAUCGCAAUUAUUCCACUCGCCGCCAUUCUCAGUUUCGCCACGGAAGAAAUUGCCCUACGAACUGGUGAGGUUCUUGGUGGUCUAAUCAAUGCCACUUUCGGUAACGCUGUUGAACUCAUCGUCGCUAUUUUGGCUUUGGUGGAUAACAAGGUUAUCAUUGUCCAGACCUCUUUGGUGGGAUCAAUUCUCAGCAACCUGCUUCUGGUCUUGGGUUUCUGUUUCUUCUUUGGUGGUCUGCGACGUGAAGCCCAGUAUUUCAAUGAGACAGUAGCACAGACUGCGGCUAGCAUGCUCGCUCUAGCUGUCGCUUCCGUCAUUGUGCCAACCGUUUUCGACCAAGCCAGGGACACACCGGCCACUAACGUUGCCCGGCUCUCAAGAGGCACAGCUGUAAUCCUCCUCAUCGUUUAUGCGGCUUAUCUUCUUUUCCAGCUCAAGACCCACUCAAGCACUUUCCGACAGGAAGGUCAGAAGGUUGCCGCGAAACCUUGGUCGCGUGGUGGUGGCGGCGGCGCGAGUCUCCGUCAAGGUGUCAUGGUCCCCGGUGCUCUUGUUGGCGGUGGCAUGACAGGUCGCGAAGAGAACGAGCGUCUUUCCCAGAUGCUCAUGAACCCCCAUCGACUACCAAAGAAUGAGGAAGAUGAGGAUGAGGAAGAGGAGCCCCAGCUGCACUUCUGGGUGGCAGUUGCUACACUUACUAUUGCCACCGUUUUGAUCGCCCUUUGCGCUGAGUUCAUGGUUGACUCUAUCGACGCCGUUACGAAAACCGGUGGUGUAUCUGAGGAGUUUGUCGGAUUGAUCUUGCUGCCAAUCGUCGGUAACGCAGCUGAGCACGCAACGGCUGUGACUGUCGCAAUCAAGGACAAGAUGGAUUUGGCCAUUGGUGUUGCAGUCGGAAGCUCCAUGCAAGUUGCGCUAUUCUUGAUCCCUCUGCUGGUCAUCAUUGGCUGGGGCAUGGGUAACGACGAGAUGAACUUGAGUUUCGACUUAUUCCAGGUUGCUACCAUGUUCGUGGCUGUCUUGCUGGUCAACUACUUGAUUGCGGAUGCUGCUGCGACUAUUCGUUCGAUUGCAUCGCGCCCUGUCGAAUCUUCCUCUGUAGCGAGCGAGCGACAGCCCGAUCCCAUGUCACGAAAUGGUAGCUCCAGGAACCCGGUCCCACGCAUGGGACCGCCGCACUGGCGACAGUUUAGCAAGUCGAGCUUAGAUCGCACCCAUAUCGAGGUCCCAGCUUCCCCCGCGAGCGUAUCGACCCAUUCCACUCUCAAGGAAGAGAAGCGAACAAGAAUAGAACGCCGAUGUACUGUGACGGUCAACGAAGGCUAUGCCCGGGACGAGGUCCUGCUCAAUUUCGAUGUAGUGGGCGCCGACGUGAAGCCUGGAAUGUUGAUGUGUAUAUCGACCGUGAAGGACGACCUGCGAAAGAUUUCCGCUGGGCAUGGUGCCAGUAGCAAACAAAAUCAGGAUGCUUCCAAGGGAAUGUCAGGAACCCAAAAUGGAGACAGCGCGGGUUUUAAGUAUUUCUUUGUCGCAAAGGAUAUGCCUCAAGAGACCAAGACUCGGAAUCCUGACGUCGAAGUCUAUGUUUUGAAGCAUAUCGCCGAUGCCUUUGGGAUGAAGAAGGGUUCUCAGGUUCUCUUGACAAUGGUGGAUUCCAAGAAUCCAGCUACGGAAGCUUCUCACGUAGAAUUGUCGUUCAAGGAUCAGUACCUGUCUAGAUCGGACAUUUGGAGAAUGACUGUCGGAGAACUGACUGGAAGAACUGUUUACAAAGGCCAAUCGGUACUGUUCAUGGGCACCAUCAAAGCGCAAGUCACUGCAAUCUAUCAUAAUGGUCGCAAGGUGCACUCUGCGUUCUUCACCCGCAACACCCGGCCUAUCUUCCGAAGCGAAUCAGCAAGAUACGUUCUUUUCAUCCAGAUGGCGAAAGAAAUGUGGGAGUUUGAUGCAGAAAGCUCCGGUGAGAUCAUGUUCAACAAGGUCGUGAACGGGUUUCUCCCUGCGCUAUUCAAGAGAUGGGCUAUGCUCAAGGCUAAGCACCUGGUCAGCAUCGUACUGUUCGCGCGUGUAGAGUAUGAUACUGGUUUGACGGCGGAGUUCGACAGCCUUUCUGGUGACUUUUAUACCGGCAUACAGCCCUCUGGACCACGUCGACCGUAUAAAGACUUUUACCGAGUGGUAGUCAGCGAGAUGGGUAGCGGAGAAUGGACAAAGAUUUUGCACCAGCUGAAGGUAGAAUUCAACUUCUUCCGCCGGGAUAUCAGUUUGUACCAUCACAAGCUUAACGCCCUAGCUGAGAUCAAUGGUCCGGACUCUAUUCCUAAGGAUACACCUCCGUCUCGCGUCAAAGCCGAGUCGACUUAUGCCAUGUAUGGCAACGUUCUAGAGGCAAUAAACCUCGCUUCAUCUCAGUUCGCGCACGAUCAUAUUGAUAGAGAUCUCACCAGGACAGGAAUAUCGAUUGCGGUGAUCAGUCCUGGCUCUGGUGUUUUUGAGGUAGACUACGAGACUUUGCGAAGGACUACUGAGGCGUUGGUAGGGAACGGUAUUGGCAUCGAUCUGAUAUGUAUGCCCAAAAUGCCCUUGCAUUCAGUGCCCCUCUUCAAAUACCGCAACCCGCAGUACUCUGAUGACCACGGUCAUGCUCAUAGAUCAAGCUUCUCGAGAUCAUUCCACAGUCGCGAUAGCACACCCAAUCACCCUACGCCAGUGAUCGGUAGUUAUCAAUCUCUUGGCGAAUCGUUCUCGCCUUCAAAAGGGCUGAGUCUUUCGCGUCGUGCCGAUCCCAUGAUAUCCAUGGCAACAAGCGAUCAGUGGUGCUUUGCGCUUCCGCAAUGGCUUCAUGUUUCGUUCUGGACUGGCGCCUCUGACGAGGCGCUAUCCUAUGAAGGUAUCGCUUUGUCUGUGUCUAAUAAGGUUGUGCAAGAUGAUGAAGAUGAGUUCAACAUUCGAUGCCGCAUGUACGCCCUGCAGAUGAGAAGUGUUCUCGAAACAAACGAGAUCGAAACGACGCCUUUGCAAGUUGACACGCAUUUCCCCGCCAACAUUACCGAACCACCAUCCUCGCAGAAAUAUCGUAACACUGGAAUCAACGAUACUGUGUAUAUUCCCAAGAGACGUCCGCCGGAUGGUCUCUUUGACCACAUUUAUGGGUUCCAAAGAUUUGUUCCAGACAGGUUGGCACGUCCUGGCGAAAAGUCUCUAUGGAAACAGUUGCAAGAGUUUGAUGAUCACAGAGCAAAGAUUUCUCAUGGUCGUAGUCGGCAUCACUCCUCUCGAUAUGCCAAGGAUUUGGACGAAAUCACGAGAAGGCAGUUGGCUGAGGACUCGGGGCUUUAUGGAACCUCGCUCCCAGAGAAAAGGGCGCCUAUACUCGGACCUUCGGCAAGGAAAUUGUCAAUGAAUAUCACUGAUGGUGAUAAGCCAUCGCCAACCAGUCUCAAGAAGAGCGCCGAACCAACAACACCGAAGCCACCCAAACAGAUAGCGAAACAGCCGAAGUUGAUGAGGCAGAUCAGUCUUGGCCAGAGAGGAUUUGGUAUUGCUGCCCCUAAGGCAGUGGUUGCAGAGAUCAAGGCUGAAACAGUCAAUGCUUCUGGCGUCACUUCUGGCGAAGCAAAACAGCCAUCAACACCUCGAGUCCGGCCAGAGCUACGCCCAAGCUCUCCACAGACAAUCUCCAGUCAUCCAUCAUCGGUUUCCAUUCAGAAAUAUCGGCUGGAUGCUCCAGACACUAUCGUCGAAGGAGUGCCUAUGACUCCCAGUAUUCCUAUUCUCAAGAGAAACAAUUCCAAUCUGGAUGUGGCUGCGAUGCAGCUGAGAAACGCAUCAACCACGAUAGGCACGUCAAUUAAUACUCGGCAGCAGAAACGGGACGACGAUCGCGAUCUCAAAUAUUCGGAAGCCCUUCGCGCUGAUGAUGCUCAGAAACUGUAUACCAAUAAACUGCGAGCCGGUGCAUUGAGUGAUGCUGUUCAGGAUCUUCCUACGACUCUGUCGCCCACCACUGCUAACACGCCGUGGCUGACUCUUGUCAAUCCUUCAAACCCAGAAAGUCUUGCGAUUGACGAUACCGUCUUGUAUAGUCGAUGGCAACAUGUUUAUCCUCAGAUUGCCCAGAUGAAGGUUCAGAAAUGGAAGGCUCUUUGCUGUCCUGCGUCUGUGCCCCUGACCACCGAGUACUUCCCCUCAAAGACCCAGUUUGAUACGGAGUAUCAUCGUCAUCCGUAUACCGUCGAACAGGACGCUGAUGAUGAUGUGGUCGAGGCACCAAAAUCUCGCCAGGAAUUCAUCCAAGAACUGAUCAGUUUGCGAUUCACGCAAGGAUUUCAAGUUGUGGUAGGGCCAUUAGUCGCUCGCGCUUUUGGACAGAACCAGAUCAAGAUUGGCGACAUCUUCUCAAGAGAUCAACCCCUGGAGGAUGGUACAAGUAUCUUCAUGUCAGUCGGUAACAGCAUCCAUCAACUUUCAUGCGUCAACGGCACGGAAGUCGAGGUGAACAUCUUCAUGCGAAAGCCGACGGAUACCUCGUUCAUUUCCCAAGGUUUCUCGCCAAUCUACAAGCCUGCUAUUCGCACGCUGUUGGAUGACACCUACGAAGCGCGAGAGAUUGAUCUUCUCACACCCCGUACUGACCGCAACUGGAACAUGAUUGAUUCAUACAUUGCUGGGCAUCACGACGAAAUGACAGACAGUCUUCGCUUCUGGCGGGCGAGAUUCGUCCUUAUUCCUGUUCUGCGAAAGGAUGUCCCAAUAGCAAGGACACAAACAGGAGAUCAUGCCGAAGAGGUACGAAUUGAAGGUAUCAAGCGUCUUGCUCAAUCUUGGCAAAAGUAUCGCUACAUUCCCCCGACAGAGCGGAGGUAUCAUACAGUUGGCCAGCAAAAGCGACAACGUGACCCCAACCCGCUCGACAUCGUAUGGAAGACAGAUGAUCCUUCGGUGGUCAUUACUGCUGAAGUUGAAACGCUUCCUCUCACAGAAGGUGUGGAAGGUGCUAAUCGAAAGGGGCUGGUGUCGAACAAGGAUCGUUUCAAGAAGUCCAAUUUGAAUUUGACGACCUUGGCUGACGCCAUGCAGCAACCUGUCGAGAAUGGAGGUGUUAGGCUGCAAAAUCGCAGAUGGCAUCUUCGGCUCUACUCUGCCUCUUUCAUCGGAUCUGACAUGGUUACAUGGCUACUUGACAACUUUGAGGAUCUUGAUAGUCGAGAAGACGCCGAGGCGCUAGGCAAUGCCUUGAUGGUGCAUGAAGAACCAAAGUCUGGAAACACCAAAGACAAGGGCGGUCUCUUUGUUCACGUUGACAAGCGACAUCAGUUCCGCGAUGGUAACUACUACUAUCAGAUCGCCAGUGAGUAUGCCAAGCCUCAUGUGGGAUGGUUCAACAGUCGGCGAGCUCCUGUGCCGCCAACUCCAAGUCUUGAGGCUUCGAAUCGAGACUCACCCCGAACUCUGAUGUCGGCUCGUUCGGGCGAGGAAAGCGGUUCCCCUGCAUCAACCUCAACAACACCGACCAUAUCGCUCCCCUACGGCGGAAAGAGGCCAAGGGUUGUGCUAAGCAAGGUCAUAAAGUAUGAUGUUGAUCAUCGCAAGCGGUCAUAUAGACCAGAGAGGAUCGACCUGCAUUAUGACCGUCUUCACAACCCUGACAGCUGCUACCAUAUUCGCAUCGACUGGAUGAAUGUUACGACAAAACUGGUGGAGGAUGCAGUCGAGAGUUGGGCUCGAGAAGCCAGCCAGUAUGGCCUUCGACUUGUUGAAGUGCCUAUCAAAGAGGCAUGCACCAUUACUGAGACGAACCCAUUUAGAAGACCAUAUCGCAUCAAGUUGGCAGCCCGUCCUCCAGAUCAGAAGCCUGAGACGUACAUCGACCCCAAUUCCUUGGGCCCGACAACAUCUCCUAACAAACACUUCUACCAAACGGCAAUUCUCAAGAAGUUCGAUUUUGUUUUGGAUAUGGAGGCAGCAUCCAACUUCCCAAGCAACGUCGAUGUAAGCUACUCCUGGGGAAAGCCUGAGUACAAGUACACCCAGUACAUCCAUCGCAGUGGCACCCUAUUAGCUGAGAUCACGGACGAAGGCGAUCUUUUGAUCCUGGCAAACCGGCUGUAUAGCAAUCGUCCUGCAAACCCACGCGACAGUAACAACCUCCGUUCCAUUGACCCACCAUCUUUGGCAGAGCGCGGCGGCCGCAUGUCCUCGUACGGCGCCUAUUCAACCUUUGGAAUGACAGAAUCCGCAACGCUAUCCUCGCCGCUCCUCAAACCAACACACUAUUAUCACUCGCCAGCGCUGAAACCAGCUGAUCAACAGCAUAAGCCCAUACCCGCAACAACUCCCGAUCCCGAUGCUCUUAAUGCCGAGAUUGAUGAGUUUUGCAAGAACAAGACCGCACUUGAAGAGUUCUAUAAAGAAGCUUUAGAGAAGGGUCAGAAGGUCCAAGGCACGCCCGCAACAGCGCCGGUGGCAACGCCGUUGGAGGCUGUGCCUGAAGCUAGUAUCCCGACGCUUGGAUUACCGCCAGGUGUUUUGGGAGGAAACGAUGGAGCGCCGACGAAGCGGCUUAACAGUCCCAUGUCGUUUCUCCGAAGGAGCAGUGUUCAGUAUGAUGGCGGAUCGAGUCUGACUGGACAUUAG